Athene cunicularia (burrowing owl) is the source of this 3285-nucleotide messenger RNA. RefSeq names its product spermatogenesis associated 20 (gene SPATA20). Bases 959 to 3178 code for a protein of 739 amino acids. The transcript has 15 exons. NCBI's taxonomy places the organism in Eukaryota, Metazoa, Chordata, Aves, Strigiformes, Strigidae. The record is from RefSeq and is a predicted model, not a curated record. Gene Ontology annotation, biological process: carbohydrate metabolic process.
CCCCCUUGAACCCUCCCUGCACGCCGCCGAUGUCCCCGCGUCCUCCCCUAAAUCCUCCUGCAUCCCUGCAGCGCCCUGUACCCCUCCUGCAUCUCCCCCAAACAUCCCCGCACCCUCCUGAAUCCCUCCUAAAUCCUUUCUGCACACUUACACCCCUCCUGUAUCCCCCAACAUCUUCCCUGCAUCCCCUGCAUCCUCCCUAAAUCCUUCCUGCAUCCCCACUGCGUUCCCCUAAAUUGUCCCUGCAUCCCUGUAUCUCUUGCAUGACUUUACAUAAUCCCUGCACCCCCUCCUGUAUCCCUGCAUCCCUUCCUGUAUCCUUGUGCCCCAGCCCUGCAUCCCUGCACCCCCUCCUGCAUCCCACCCAGCAGCAGGAGGGUCUCUCUGGUCCCCUCCUAUCUCUCACUCCCCUCGCUGUGAAGAGCCUGUGCUGCCCUGCCUGCACCCUGACCCCGCACCUACUCCUGCUCCCACGGGAGGGGAUUUUCCUCUCUGAGGACACACAGGUCCAAUCCCACAGAUGCUGCUUCCUGGGGCAGGGCUGUCGGGUGGCUGUGCCCCCAAAGGAUGCUGGUGGGGGGUUGGAGGGGAGGGAGCCCUGGGGAUGGUGGUCCCCGGGCCGUGCCUGUGCUGAGUCCGAGGAGAACAACCUCGCCUGAGCCUCCAGCAAGCGGGGGGGGGACUACACAGGGUCCUGGGGGGGAGAUGGAGGUGGACUGAGCCCCCGUGGAGGCACCCAGCGUGGGGCUGAGAGAAGUUCCCUUGGCACGGGGGGUGAUGAGCAGGGGAGCCGCACCCCGUCCCAGGGCUGCGUGGGCACCCAGAGGAACUGGGGUGAAGGUGGUGCUGGCGUGGGGCAUCGUGGCUCUCGCCAGGGGCUCUGCUUCGCUGUGGCGAGCGAGGAAACGAUGAGCCUGUUUGGUGUCGCAGGUGCACGUUUCUAAGGGGGAGCGUGACCAUGGCCACGGGGGGAAUAACCCCCCCCCCCGUCCCUUGUCACACCAACCGCCUGAUUAACGAGAAGUCCCCGUACCUCCUGCAGCAUGCUCACAACCCCGUGGAUUGGUACCCUUGGGGUCAGGAAGCCUUUGAUAAAGCAAAGAAAGAAAACAAGUUGAUAUUCCUUUCAGUUGGCUACUCCACCUGCCACUGGUGCCAUGUGAUGGAGGAAGAGUCCUUCAAGAACAAGGAGAUCGGGGAGAUCAUGAACAAGAACUUUGUGUGCAUCAAAGUGGAUCGUGAGGAGCGGCCAGAUGUGGACAAAGUGUACAUGACCUUCGUGCAGGCAACCAGCGGUGGGGGUGGCUGGCCGAUGAGCGUCUGGCUGACUCCAGACCUCAAGCCCUUUGUAGGGGGGACAUACUUCCCCCCUGAAGAUGGAGUUCAUCGCGUUGGCUUUCGAACCGUGCUGCUCCGAAUCGCAGAGCAGUGGAAGGAGAACAAAGAUGCUCUGUUGGAGAACAGCCAGAAGAUCCUGGAAGCAUUGCUGUACAGGUCUGAGAUCUGUGUGCGGGGCCAGGAGUCACCCCCACCAUCCAAAGAGGUGAUGGCCACCUGUUUCCAGCAGCUCUCCAGCUCCUAUGAUGAGGACUACGGUGGCUUCUCUGAAUCCCCCAAAUUCCCCACCCCAGUGAAUUUGAAUUUCCUCUUCACAUACUGGGCCUUGCACCGAACAACUGCAGAAGGUGCCCGGGCACUGCAGAUGGCUCUGCAUACUCUCAAGAUGAUGGCCCAUGGGGGCAUCCAUGACCACAUCUGCCAGGGUUUUCACCGCUACUCCACCGACCAGCACUGGCAUGUUCCUCACUUUGAGAAGAUGCUGUACGACCAGGGGCAGCUGGCAGCCACGUAUAGCAGAGCGUUUCAGAUCUCUGGCGAUGAAUUCUUCUCUGAUGUCGCCCAAGACAUUCUGCUCUAUGUCUCACGGGACCUGAGUGACCAGGCUGGAGGUUUCUACAGUGCAGAAGAUGCUGAUUCCUACCCGAGCAUCACAUCUGAAGAGAAGCGAGAAGGAGCUUUCUGUGUGUGGGCAGCUGAGGAAAUCCGGGCUCUCCUUCCUGACCCUGUUGAGGGGGCCACAGAGGGGACGACCCUGGGAGAUGUCUUCAUGCACCACUAUGGAGUGAAGGAGACAGGCAAUGUGAGCCCUAUGAAGGACCCCCAUCAGGAGCUGAAGGGCAAGAACGUCCUUAUUGUGCGGAGCUCCCCAGAGCUGACAGCGGCCCGGUUCGGGCUGGAGCCGGGGCAGCUGGGUGCCCUGCUGCGGGAAUGCCGGCGGAGGCUGUCCACAGCCCGGGCACAGCGGCCACGGCCACACUUGGACACCAAGAUGCUGGCGGCGUGGAACGGGCUGAUGAUCUCGGGCUUUGCCCAGGCUGGGGCAGCCCUGGCCGAGCAGGAGUACGUGAGCCGGGCUGUGCAGGCAGCUGCCUUCCUGCGGAGACACCUCUUUGACCCCACCAGUGGGAGGUUGCUGCGGAGCUGCUACCGGGGCAAAGACAACACGGUGGAGCAGAGCGCUGUGCCCAUCCAGGGCUUUUUGGAGGAUUAUGUCUUCGUCAUCCAGGCUCUUUUUGACCUGUACGAAGCCUCCCUGGAGCAGGACUGGUUGGAGUGGGCCCUGCAGCUCCAGCACAUGCAAGACAAACUCUUCUGGGACCCCAAAGGCUUUGCAUAUUUCUCCAGCGAGGCUGGCGAUCCCUCUCUGCUCCUGCGCCUGAAGGGAGACCAAGAUGGAGCAGAGCCCACCGCCAACUCUGUCACUGUCACAAACCUGCUCCGAGCAGCUUGUUACUCCGGCCAUAAGGAGUGGGUGGAGAAAGCCGGGCAGAUCUUGGCCGCCUUUUCAGAUAGGCUGCAGAAGAUCCCCAUCACCCUGCCAGAGAUGGCCCGGGCCACUGCUGUCUUCCAUCACACCCUCAAACAGGUCAUUAUCUGUGGGGACCCCCAAGGAGAAGACACAAAAGAGAUGCUGCGCUGUAUCCACUCCAUCUUCAGUCCAAACAAGGUGCUUAUGCUAGCAGAUGGAGACGGCGCUGGAUUCCUCUACCGCCAGUUGCCUUUCCUUGCGUCCCUGGAGAGGAAGAACGGGAAAGCCACCGCCUAUCUCUGCAGCAACUUCGCCUGCUCCCUGCCCAUCACCUCCCCCCAGGAGCUUCGUGGGAUGCUCUACCCCUGAGCCCCUUGGCCCCACGGCCUGCAGGAAGGUGAGGGGGAGGCAGACCUUCAGGCCAGCCUGGGAACAUGGGAAAGACCCGUAAUAAAGCCACCCUGGGCAUCAACAGC